Angiostrongylus costaricensis is the source of this 279-nucleotide messenger RNA. NCBI's taxonomy places the organism in Eukaryota, Metazoa, Nematoda, Chromadorea, Rhabditida, Metastrongylidae. The record is from the annotation of a GenBank genome assembly.
UUGAAAUGUUUCGUAACAUUUUCUUUUUCAGGUAGUGGUGUCCAGCCUACAAAAUGGCAGAAACGCUUUUUGGUAAUUACGAGAUUGUAUCAAAGGCAGAGUGAUAUUCCGCCAUACGUUGCAACUGGGACGAUGAAUCGAAUGCACGACCGUAUGCGUGUCGUUUUCAUCCUCGUGGGUGUUACCGUCUUUUUCGUAAUCUUCUUCGUUGGUGAAUUCAGCACGCAUCAAAGAAUUACUCGUGAUCGAGAUGCUGGAGUUUUCGUCAAGAAAAUGUGA